Molecule: messenger RNA, 858 nt
Organism: Ochotona curzoniae (black-lipped pika)
Lineage: Eukaryota; Metazoa; Chordata; Mammalia; Lagomorpha; Ochotonidae
Gene: ZCCHC10
Product: zinc finger CCHC-type containing 10
Exons: 4
Coding region: 31-537 (168 amino acids)
Molecular function (GO): nucleic acid binding; zinc ion binding
Source: RefSeq, a predicted model, not a curated record
GCCAGCGCGGCAGGCCUCGGUCGCGCAAAGAUGGCGACUCCCAUGCAUCGCCUCAUAGCCCGGAGACAAGCUGAAGCAAAUAAGCAACAUGUCAGAUGUCAAAAAUGCUUGGAAUUCGGACAUUGGACAUACGAAUGCACAGGAAAAAGAAAAUACCUACACAGGCCUUCAAGAACAGCAGAACUGAAGAAAGCUUUAAAAGAAAAGGAAAACAGAUUAUUGCUACAACAAAGCAUCGGAGAAGCCAAUGUAGAAAGGAAGACCAAGAAAAAAAGGGCUAAGAGUGUAACCAGCUCCAGUAGCGACAGCAGCGACAGCUCAGCCAGCGAUUCCUCCUCCGACAGCGACACGUCUACCUCGUCCUCCUCCGAGGCCAGCGACAGUGACGAGAGCUCCUCCAGCUCCUCCUCCUCAGGCUCCUCCACGAGCUCCUCCUCGUCGUCGUCCUCCUCCUCCUCCAGCUCUUCCAGCAGCAGCAGCAGCAGCACGGAGAGCAGCUCCGAGGACGAGCCUCCAAAGAAGAGGAAGAAGAAGUAGGCUGAGGCGCUGGGGACAGGGCUGCGUCCGCAGGGCGGGGCCAGGCCGCUGAGCAGUCAGGAUGCAGCGUUCACAAGUUCCUAAAUGUUUUACAAGAGCCUAAAGAGUGUUCCUAACGGAUCAUAUAUAUAUAAAGACUUCUUUUUUUUAUGUUAAGGGUGAAUCUUGUUGUUUUUUGUACCUUUAGAAUAUCAAAGCUGAAAUUCAGUAAGUCUGCUUUUAUGAUGAGAUUUAUUUUUUUCCUCCCUGUGAAAUAAAUGCUAUUUGUUAUAUGUUCAUGUAUAUAUUGACGUGUUGUCAGGAGAAUAUACCAGAAUAUCA